Messenger RNA from Cherax quadricarinatus, 2126 nucleotides. Lineage: Eukaryota; Metazoa; Arthropoda; Malacostraca; Decapoda; Parastacidae. The record is from RefSeq and is a predicted model, not a curated record.
UACUACUGUUUAUAUUACCGUUCCUCUGUCUGUUCUUGAUGGCUUUACUGUUGAUAAUCUGUUGUUGAUGGAAGUGAAAAAAGAGCAUUUUAUUGCUAUACUUCAUGCGGUGCGUUAAACCCGUGUGGGUUAUUCAGCGCAGGUAGUGGUGGAGGUUUGAUCCCCCAGACCAUUACUGUACCUGGGAGGGUGACCUGGGAGUGUGUGACCUGGGAGUGUAACCUGGGAGUGACCUUUGUAACAUGUGAGUGACCUUUUAACCUGGGAGUAUGACCUGUGGGUAUGAACUGGGAGUGUGAGUGUGACCUGUGAGUGGCCUUUGUAACCUGGGAGUGUGUGUGACCUGUGUGACUUUUGAACGACUUUUGUAACCUGGGAGAGUGACCUAGGAAUGUAAAGUGGUAGUGUGACCUGGGAGUUUAACCUGUGAGUGUAACCUGAGAGUGUAGCCUGGGUGUGUGACCUGGGAGAGGAUGGGUGGGACAGAGAAAGUGGAGGAGUCGCUGAAGUCGGAGAGGUCAAAACAGGUCACGUCUGAAGCCAAACCUGACUUUAGGAAACGUCUCCUCAUCACCCUUGACAGCUUCAGGGAUGGUGGUAGUGAGGCAGUGUGGUGGAGUGUCUGGUGGAUGUUUAUGGUUGCUGCUGUCUACUCUAGACUACACUACAUCACCAUGCCAUAUAGAGUUGUAUGGGACGAGGCUCACUUUGGGAAGAUGGUUGGAUGGUACAUCAACAGGACAUUCUUUAUGGACGUUCACCCACCAGGAGGCAAGUUGCUGCUGGCACUGUUCGGGUACCUGGGUGGCUACAAUGGCACUCACUCCUUCGCAACACCCAACACCCCGUACGAUGGAUAUCAUGGCAUCAUGCCCAUGAGAGUGGGUUGUGCCCUGCUUGGGGCUGGGAUGAUACCCAUGGGCUUCCACACGGUGUGGGUACUCACACGAUCCCUGCCCACCGCUGCCCUGGCUGCUACCCUCCUCACCUUUGAGGUGGGUACCAUUACCCUCAGCAAAUUCAUCCUAUUGGACCCACUGCUGAUGUUCUUCGUUCUGGCUUCUUUCCACGGACUGUGUCUCUCGCACAACGCUGCUGACAGGUCGUUCACGAGAUCGUGGUGGCUGAGUUACACCUACACCGGGAUAAUGUUGGGCUGUGUCAUGAGUGUGAAAUUCGUGGGUCUGUUCGUGGUUGGUGUUGUGGGUUGCUAUGCUGCUGACCUGUGGAACAUGCUGGGUCAAACAUACCGACCUCUUGUUAAUGUGAUGCAGCAUCUGGUCUCCAGAGUACUCUGCCUCAUCCUUCUGCCUGCUGUGAUCUACCUCGCUGUCUUCUGCAUCCAUGACCAUCUGCUCUUCAAGGCAGCCAGUGUGUUUGCUGCAGAGGAAGCUCACUUUAGUCCAGGCUUCCAGAUGACUUUGAAGGACAACCAACUGAAUAAUGUAUCCCAACCUGAUGAGGUGGCCUACGGGAGCGUGGUGACCCUGAGGAACGACAACCUGGCUGGGGUGUACCUACACAGCCACAACCUGACCUACCCUGAGAGAGUCUUUCCCAAGAAGCUGCAGCAGGUUACAGGAUUCAGAGCCAAAGACAUAAACAAUCACUUCAAGCUUCUCUUCCCCGAGGAGGACCCUGACCUGUCUGACGGGUUCUACAGCGGAGAACCAGAGUUUCUAGCUCACGGAGACUGGGUGAGAAUUUAUCACACAGCUACCAGCGCCCUCCUGUCUUGUGGCAAGAACAAGAGUCUCAUCACCACCAAACACAACCUCGUUUAUGCCAGGCCUUAUAACCUGACGGAUCCUCCCCAAGUUGAUGCUGCCAGCGAAGUCUUUAAUGUGGAUCCCAGCAAAAUCUCCAGCGCUGGGGUGUCGCCUUGGCAGAUGUGGAUGGUUCAUCUCGAGGGAGGUAAACCUGGGGACAAGGUUCGAACCCUACAUUCAAGGAUUCAGUUUCUGUGUAUUCCGAACAACUGCGCUCUCACCUGGCCCAGGGCGCCACUACCUGUGACUUGGGGCGGGGGACAGGCAGAGGUGACCUGCUCUAACAACCUUAAAGACCCAUACACUACAUGGAUGGUUGAACAGCACUUAAAACCCUACUGUAAGUACCAGAGUUAG